GUGAAGGCCAUGGUGACAUCAAGAACGCCUACAGUCGCGGCGCUCCCUGCUGCUCACGAGAAAGAGGGGCGGGAACACGACAACGAACGGCUCUAGUCUGUGGCUGUGCACACACAGGGCAGGCCAACAGACAGGAAUGCGCACAGGAACUUGCUCCCGAGGGCGUGAAGUGACGUGCGUGGCAUCAUACCCGUCGCAGAUGCGUAGCGGAGUCAGCGCCUGGGACCCACCCCUCUUGCCGUAGGACCCCCGCAGAUGGAACGGGGUUUGGCCCUUGCUGCGGGCCUCGAGGCGGAGGAAGGUCUCGUCGGUGGUGAUGGAGUCCAUCUUGAUGAAGAAGAAGGUGGGCUUCUUGUAGUAGGGGAUGUGACGGAUCUUUUCACGGAUCCUGUCGAUGUCUAGCGGUCUCUGGGGCCUUGGACGCUUCAGGAAGUGUGCGACCCAGGAAGCGAUCAAGUUCUCGUACGUCAUGGUGCCCUCGACAACGCCGACAGAGGUCUCAGACGGCUUCCUGCCUCUCACGAGUAGAGGGCGGGGGCAGACGACAACGGAUGCGUCUACUCUGUGGCGGUCCUCCUCCCGUGAUGACAUCAGGGGGAAAUCCAAAGAGGGAAAGGCAGAGAAACAAUUGCGUCCCGGCAGAUGCAAAUGGGC
Molecule: messenger RNA, 654 nt
Organism: Vitrella brassicaformis
Lineage: Eukaryota; Vitrellaceae
Source: the annotation of a GenBank genome assembly